CUGUCGGAGGCGGCGGCGGCGGAGCGGGUCCAUGGGAGCGAAGAUGCCUCUCCCGCAGCCUCGGACCCUUCCAGCCGCCCCCAGGGCUUCAGGGAGAAGAAAUGCUGCCCCUCCGAAUUGCCCGCAGCCUGCGGGGUUCCCGCCACUUGGCCCCAGGGAGAGCCGAGGCUCCGGAGAGGGAAGCUGGCUUUCCCGCGGGCCUCCUGGAUCAACCAGGGCCAAAUGGCUGGGGUCCCCCUGAGCGUCCCUGGGAAGUGUGGAGCUGCCUGGGUCAGGCGGGGAGCCUCCUGGGGCGAAGGGCUUUCGAGAUCCAACCGUUUCCAGCUCAGUUGGCCAAGCGGCCUGGGGUUCUACCAGAACCAAAGCCUUCCGGGGCCCAGAAGGUGGUCCUGACUCCUGGCAGCUCCCUUGGCCACUGCUGACGGUGGGAGAGCAGCAGCAGGCCUGAACUCUGGUGCUUUUCCCUCCCAGCAGCUGCCCUCUGGUUGUCCCUGAACGUCUGGCUGGCUGGGAGAGAAUCCACUUUUCUGCACAGACUGGAGAAUUGCUCCAGAUUCUCUGGUGCCGUUCGCGUGCCUUUUUCUUCCCGGGAAGCCCCUGAGCCCCGUCCAGAGGAGGUAGGGGCCUCUCUCUCCUGCGUCCUUGUAGAGAGGUCAAAGGUCAUACCUCCCUGAGCAGAUGCAGGCCACUUGGGCCUCCUGUCCAGAAGUAUUUGGGCAAGGGAAGCAAAGCCUGACUCAGACGGGACCAGCUGCAGCGCAGAUUUGGCCUUGCUCAGCAUGAAGGAAGGAAGUCAGUCAGUUCUCCCAGUUCUUGGAAGGGGAACCAGACAUUUUCUGGUCUCUGCCCCUUCCCUGGAAACCCAGAACUGCUCCUUUCUGUGGAAACUUUUCAGUCUGACUGUUCCUCGGAGGUGUGGUGCCCUCUGGCCAUGAGCCAUACGGGUUUCCGGCAUGGGAGUUUCCAGGGUGGCAGCAGCAGCGAUGAAGACCUGGUGGAGGUGGCAGGGGGAAUGCUGGACUUCUCCAUGGCGGAUGACGUCCCUCCUCUGGACAGGGAGAUGGCGGAAGGUUUCUCCUCGUACAACGGAGGGGGGAUGAACGGGGCCAGGCAGGUGAUGGACUUCCUGCAGGAGCCACUCCCGGGCGUGGGCACCUACGAAGACUUCAACACCAUCGACUGGGUGCGUGAGAAGUCUCGGGACCGCGACAGGCACCGAGAGAUCGCCAGUAGAAGCAAGGAGUCCGCCUGGGCCUUGGUGCACAGCAUCAGUGACGCUUUCUCGGGAUGGCUGUUGAUGCUGCUCAUCGGCUUGUGGGCAGGGGCGCUGGCCGGUCUGAUUGACAUCACUGCCCACUGGAUGACAGACCUGAAGGAGGGUGUCUGCCUGAACGGCUUCUGGUACAACCACGAGCACUGCUGCUGGAACUCGCCCCAGACCACCUUCCAGGACAGGGACAGAUGCCCCGAGUGGAGGACCUGGGCGCAGCUGCUGACUGACAGAGAGGAGGGGGGAGCCCUGGGCUACGUCCUGAACUACUUCCUGUACGUCCUCUGGGCGCUGCUCUUCUCCUUCCUGGCUGUCCUGCUCGUCCGCGGCUUCGCUCCCUACGCCUGCGGUUCGGGGAUCCCAGAGAUCAAAACCAUCCUCAGCGGCUUCAUCAUCCGGGGCUACCUGGGCAAGUGGACCCUGCUGAUCAAGACGGUCACCCUGGUGCUGGCCGUUUCAUCGGGCCUGAGCCUGGGCAAAGAGGGCCCCCUGGUCCAUGUCGCCUGCUGCUGCGGCAACAUCCUUUGCCACCUCUUCACCAAGUACCGGAAGAACGAAGCCAAGCGCCGGGAAGUGUUGUCGGCUGCUGCAGCCGCUGGCGUAUCGGUGGCCUUUGGCGCUCCCAUUGGAGGUGUCCUUUUCAGCCUGGAAGAGGUGAGCUACUACUUCCCGCUGAAGACCCUCUGGCGCUCCUUCUUCGCUGCGCUGGUAGCGGCCUUCACCCUACGCUCCAUCAACCCCUUCGGCAACAGCCGCCUGGUACUCUUCUACGUGGAGUUCCACAGCCCCUGGCACCUGCUGGAGCUGGCGCCCUUCGUCCUGCUGGGCGUCUUUGGGGGGCUCUGGGGGGCCUUCUUCAUCCGCAGCAACAUCGCCUGGUGCAGGCGGCGCAAGACCACCAAGCUGGGCCGCUACCCGGUGCUGGAGGUGCUGGGGGUGACGGCGCUGACGGCCCUGCUGGCCUUCCCCAACAAGUACACCCGCAUGAGCACCAGCGAGCUGAUCUCGGAGCUCUUCAACGACUGCAGCCUCCUGGAUUCCUCCCAGCUCUGCGACUACCUCAGCACCAACAGCACCCAGGGCGACGACCUGCCCGACCGGGCGGCUGGGCCAGGCCUCCACGUGGCCACCUGGCAGCUGGUGCUGGCCCUCCUGCUGAAGAUCUUCAUCACCAUCUUCACUUUCGGCAUGAAGGUGCCCUCGGGCCUCUUCAUCCCCAGCAUGGCGGUGGGGGCCAUUGCGGGCCGGUUGCUGGGCGUGGGCAUGGAGCAGCUGGCCUAUCAUCACCACGACUGGCCGAUCUUCAAGGGCUGGUGCAGCCCUGGCGCCGAUUGCAUCACGCCCGGCCUCUAUGCCAUGGUGGGGGCUGCCGCCUGCCUGGGUGGAGUGACCCGCAUGACUGUCUCCCUGGUGGUCAUCAUGUUUGAGCUCACGGGGGGCCUGGAGUACAUCGUGCCCCUGAUGGCGGCUGCCAUGACCAGCAAGUGGGUGGCCGAUGCCAUCGGCCGGGAGGGCAUCUAUGACGCCCACAUCCGCCUGAAUGGCUACCCCUUCCUGGAGGCCAAGGAGGAGUUCUCCCACAAGACCCUGGCCAUGGACGUCAUGCGCCCCCGACGCAGCGACCCCGCCUUGACAGUGCUGACGCAGGACAGCAUGACGGUGGAGGACGUGGAGGGCAUCAUCAACGAGACCACCUACAGCGGCUACCCCGUGGUGGUCUCCUGGGAGUCUCAGCGCCUCGUGGGCUUUGUCCUCAGGCGAGACCUGGUCAUCUCCAUUGAAAGUGCCCGGAAGAAGCAAGAAGGGAUUGUCAGCAGCUCAGUUAUUUAUUUCACCGACCACUGCCCCCCGCUGCCGCCCUGCUCGCCCUCCAUGCUCAAGCUGCGCAGCCUUCUGGACCUCAGCCCGUUCACUGUGACCGACCAAACCCCCAUGGAGAUCGUGGUGGACAUUUUCCGAAAACUGGGGCUGCGCCAGUGCCUGGUCACACACAAUGGGAAGCUGCUGGGGAUUAUUACCAAGAAGGACGUCCUGAAGCACAUAGCCCAGAUGGCAAACCAGGACCCAGACUCCAUCUUGUUCAACUGAAGCCUGGGGCGGGGCAGAGGUUUUACUUUGCCCCACGGACUUUGGCCGGAGGACUGAGCCUGGCCUCUCUUCACGGAAGAUCCAGAGCCGUCUCCAGUUUCUCCAUGCGGAGCAAGCGAUAAUCAUGU
Notechis scutatus (mainland tiger snake) is the source of this 3486-nucleotide messenger RNA. The record is from RefSeq and is a predicted model, not a curated record. NCBI's taxonomy places the organism in Eukaryota, Metazoa, Chordata, Lepidosauria, Squamata, Elapidae.